AUGUCGAUGGCCUCAAAAUCUGGUGCCAGAACUUCCCCAGAAAGUCAGAGGAAAUUAAUUGGAAGUCAGACAACAGAAGGAAAUUUUCGUAGACCUUCACCUUUACAGAUCACGAAGACAAGCAAAUCAGAGCCAGUUACUCCAAAAAAACUGCCUAGGCAUGUGCAACAAACUGCAUCUAAGGAGGUUUCUGCACAAACCACCGAAGAGAAGAACUGCAAGAUCCCUUAUUUGAAGGAGUCUACCAAAUCUUUAGCUGAUCAGUUAGGUUCAACUUUAUCACUUGGUGAUGCAAAACAGGUGCCAGCUGAUGUGUGUCCUGCGGUGAGUGACACCAGGAAUUUGCUGGAAGGUGGUGAUCAAGAAAAGAAAAUAUCAGAAAAUGGAGUUAGCCCAGCUCCAGCGAAAGUCAGUGAUGGGACCAGCAGUCUUGCCAAGACCAGUGGAAGUGCCAAAAUUAGUGAUCGAGCUGAUUUUGUUGAGAGUGGGAAGAGCAGUAUUUGUAGAGGUAGCACAAGCAGUGACGUGAGUGACGAGAGUACUUGUAGCAGCUUAAGUAGUGCUAUCAACAAACCUCACAAGGCGAAUGACAUACAUUGGGAAGCCAUACAGGCAGUCCGAGCAAGGGAUGGUGUUUUUGGUUUGGUCCAUUUCAGACUUUUGAAGAAGUUGGGCUGUGGGGAUAUUGGAAGUGUUUAUCUUUCAGAGUUGAGUGGGACAAAAUGUUAUUUUGCAAUGAAGGUCAUGGACAAAGCAUCUUUAGCUAACCGUAAAAAACUUCUUCGGGCUCAGACUGAGAGAGAAAUACUUCAAUGUUUAGACCAUCCCUUCCUUCCAACCUUAUAUACCCACUUUGAGACAGAGAAGUAUUCUUGUCUGGUGAUGGAGUUCUGCCCUGGAGGCGACUUGCACACACUUAGGCAGAGGCAACCAGGAAAGCAUUUUACUGAACAAGCAGUGAAGUUCUAUGUAGCAGAAGUUCUCCUUGCGCUGGAAUAUCUUCACAUGCUCGGGAUUGUUUAUCGUGACCUCAAGCCAGAAAAUGUCCUUGUGAGAGAUGAUGGGCACAUAAUGCUUUCCGACUUUGACCUUUCCCUGCGCUGUGCUGUCAGCCCAACCCUUGUCAAAUCUUCAGCUCCUGAGUCUGAACCUUUUCGAAGGAACUCAGCUUAUUGUGUGCAACCCGCCUGCAUUGAGCCCUCUUGUAUUCAGCCAUCUUGUGUGGUGCCUACAACAUGUUUCUCCCCGCGUUUCUUUUCAAGCAAAUCCAAGAAAGACCGGAAACCCAAGAAUGAAAUCGGAAACCAAGUCAGACCAUUACCAGAACUUAUGGCUGAGCCAACCAAUGCUCGCUCGAUGUCAUUUGUUGGGACCCAUGAGUAUUUGGCACCAGAAAUUAUCAAAGGUGAAGGGCAUGGCAGUGCCGUUGAUUGGUGGACUUUUGGGAUCUUUCUGUAUGAGCUGUUGUUUGGUAAGACUCCUUUCAAGGGAUCAGGGAAUCGAGCCACCCUGUUCAACGUGGUGGGUCAGCCAUUGAGAUUUCCAGAGACACCAGUGGUUAGCUUUUCAGCAAAGGAUCUGAUAAGGGGCCUACUAGUGAAAGAACCACAGCAAAGGCUGGCAUAUAAGCGAGGAGCAACAGAGAUUAAACAGCAUCCCUUCUUUGAAGGUGUUAACUGGGCAUUGAUUCGAUGUGCAAGCCCGCCUGAUAUUCCAAAACCAGUCGAGUUUGACCGGAUUUCAGCCCCCACAGUCUCAACUAGUGAUAAAGCUACUGUUGCUGCUUCUCAUCCGGACCAAAACAAUUAUCUGGAAUUUGAUUUCUUUUAA
This is a messenger RNA of Prunus armeniaca (apricot), 1830 nucleotides long. The record is from the annotation of a GenBank genome assembly. NCBI's taxonomy places the organism in Eukaryota, Viridiplantae, Streptophyta, Magnoliopsida, Rosales, Rosaceae.